UAUUUCCCAGUUCUCUUCCACACAGCAGAGCGGCAUGCAGGACUUCUGCUCUCACUUGCAUCUGGAUGUUAGAGGCACAGUCACUCUUGGAGAUUUCCAUUACGGGAUAAAGGGAAGCUCGGUAGCAUCCCUAGUCCAGCCCCAUUCUGAGGGAGGCAAAAUCUUUGUGCAGUUGGAUAUAUAAGAUGUAGGAUGCUCCCCGUUUCAAGAAUCAAGCGACAACCCUUUUUCUGGCCGGUGAAUACUGAACCAGCUCCCUGGAUUUGUAUGAUCCCAGAUACACCUGGCAUCUUUCGGAUAGGUGCGGUGCCCCCUCCAUUUAUUGUAUCCUGCCCUCACCCAUCUCCUUUGCUACAAGGGGUACCUGCCUGGCAAGUCCCUUGCGACCCUUACCUACCUUUGAUGUCAGUGCCCACUGCACCAGAGCCUGCUGUUCACCAAUUCCCUUUGGCAAAUGGGCAGUGGGUUGGAGCUCAUUCCCCUGCAUUUGGAUUUUCACCAUCCUCAAGCGUAGAGAUUGUUCCCCUUUUCCCACAUGUUUACACGUCAACCAUCCCUCCCCAUGCUGGAAAACGGUGGGUUGAAAAGAAAACUCCUAACUGCAAGAUUUUUCUCAACAACUCAUUUGCUCUGGACUCGUCUUGGAUACACCCAGCUGAGGAGUUGAUAUUAUUUCAGGGACUUGAGAAGCCGACUCGCAGGACAAAUCAAGUAACCAUGGCUAUAUCAAGACCAUCCACUGCCUCCAGGCCAUUGCACACAGUCAUAUUAACUCCACAGAGAGUAACAGGCAGUUGCCAAAAUGGAAUUAAGCCAGUCAGCAACAACCAGUCCAUUGCGAUUAUUGGUGCCAUGAAUGUGCCUCCUACAGCAUUAAUGGGGAUCGAAUCGGAAUCAUCACAAGGGUUGUCUCCAACUUUAGCUCCACCCUAUCAUAUGUUGACAAUAUCUCCAAUCAAGAUACCACUUCUUGCUUCUCAGUUACCAGGUCACCCAUCAAGACUUGACGCCCAUAUCACUCCUCUGCUACCAGCUCAGUUUGCCAGAUUAACGGCAUCACCCGCAGUGACCUUCAUGACUACUCUGGCCGAUCAUUCAUCAAAUGAUAAAAGUAAAGAAGCAAACAGAGCGCCUUGUUCAACUGCAUUCAUCUUACAUCCAGAAACAAAAAACAACACUGCCAAGACCGAUGAAAAGGACAAUGUUUUGAAGAUGCCAAGUGAAGACAAAUGUGUGGCUAAAAUCAACAAACCUGUGGCAUCAACACCUGUGCCUGGAUCACCAUGGUGUGUAGUAUGGACUGGAGAUGACAAAGUGUUUUUCUUCAACCCUACAAUUCAACUAUCAGUUUGGGACAAACCAAUAGACCUGAAGAAUCGAGUGGAUAUAAAUCGAAUAAUCGAGGACCCACCACAUAAACGCAAAUUGGAAUCUCCCGCAACUGGCAAAAAAGAUGGACUUGUCCAAGAAGAUGGUAAUGAAUUUGAACACAGCGCCAAAAUAAAAAGGAACAAGACAGAAGAUUCUCAUGCCAUUGAGCAAAAGGAAGAGGAGGAUGAAAAAUCUACAUCCUUGAAAUUAUUGCCCCCAUUGGAAGAACGGAUGACGUGCUUUAGGAACAUGCUUCUUGAGCGAGGGGUGUCUGCAUUCUCCACAUGGGAAAAGGAGCUGCAUAAAAUCGUGUUUGAUCCUCGAUAUCUGUUACUAAACUCAGAAGAACGAAAACAGGUCUUUGAACAAUUCGUAAAGACUCGAAUUAAGGAAGAAUACAAAGAAAAGAGGAGUAAAUUGUUGCUUGCCAAAGAAGAAUUUAAAAAGCUUCUAGAAGAAUCCAAGCUGUCUUCAAGGACCACCUUUAAGGAAUUUGCUGAGAAAUAUGGAAGAGACCAACGUUUCCGUGUUGUUCAGAAAAAGAAAGACCAAGAACAUUUUUUUAACCAGUUUAUCAGCUCACUUAAAAAACGGGACAAAGAAAACAGAAUGAGGUUACGGAAAAUGAGAUAAAACAAAACAAAAACACUAUAUACUGUACGUGCAAUAAACAUUUCCCUUUUGUUGUAACUGCUGGAAGAAGAAAGGAAUCUGUCCUUUAUUAUUUAUCAGACUGAAGAAAUCCAAUGAGGAUACCGUAUCCUGGAGACUUGACCGCACUAGUGUACAGAGAGUAUCUCCGAAGAUAAAACAAAAAGUUCUCUAAGGAAUAAUGUUUCAUAUUGAAGCUAUUUUCUUUUUUUUUUACAAUAUUCAGUUCAAUGUGUUUCUAUUUUCCAUUAUAAUCUGAAGUCAUAUAUUAAGUUGCUUCAAUUAUGCAAAUUAUUAGUGAGAUGAACAAGAACAAAAUAAAGCGACAAUACAAGCUAAUUCCAUUGAAAGGUCAAAACAAAACUUUUUCCCGUUCCUGUUGAAAGCACAGUCCUUCUAAACUAGUGGUUACCGUGUAUCUGAAAGACCAACGCUUUAUCCUUGUCCUUAUCACGUUGUCUGAGUGGUUACAAAAUAUGGUCGCAACUAGUUAAGUGAAGUGUGAACAUUUUUAAAUAUGUCGUUGUUAGCACAAAAAUAAAUAUUUUCUUUUUGCUCUGAU
Hyla sarda is the source of this 2584-nucleotide messenger RNA. RefSeq names its product transcription elongation regulator 1 like (gene TCERG1L). Gene Ontology annotation, cellular component: nucleus. Bases 193 to 2004 code for a protein of 603 amino acids. The transcript has 13 exons. Lineage: Eukaryota; Metazoa; Chordata; Amphibia; Anura; Hylidae. Gene Ontology annotation, molecular function: transcription coregulator activity; RNA polymerase binding. The record is from RefSeq and is a predicted model, not a curated record.